AUGGAGUGCUCUCAGACAGUCUUUCCUGGUGACCAUGCCUCUGUGCGCCAGGCGAUCCCCCGUAUGGAGCAAUGGCAUUUCUACUGCGACUAUCACACGAGAUCCUGGGAAAACACAGAAAGUCAGGGGAACAUAGUGCACGUGCAGAAGACACCCUUGUCUGUGAGAGUUGGACACUUUCUCUCCUACACCAUGUCAGAUUCAAACAGAACCGACUUCACCAACCCCUCCACCUUCAUCCUACUUGGCAUUCCUGGCCUAGAGGUAGCCCAUAUCUGGAUCUCCAUUCCCUUCUGUGCCAUGUACACCAUAGCCAUCUUGUUGAACUCCACCAUCCUGUUCAUUGUGAAGAUGGAGCCGAACCUCCAUGGCCCCAUGUUCUAUUUCCUCUGCAUGUUGGCCAUCAGCGACCUGGUCAUGUCCACAUCCACUAUGUACUCUGUUCACUCCUUCUCAGGGAUAGAGUCUGGAAUCCUCGUGGCCAUGUCUCUGGAUCGCUACGUGGCCAUCUGCCAUCCCGUGAGACAUUCCGCGACCCUGACAAACUCUGUUGUGGUCACUAUAGUCCUGGCUGUGGUGCUGCACAGAGGCAUACUCACAUUACGCUAUCCCUUCCUGGUGAGGCGGUGGCCAUAUUGCAGAACCAACAUCAUCCCACACUUCUAUUGUCGGCAUGUAGCUGUGGUGAACUUGGCCUGCUCUGACAUCCGAGUCAGUAGUUACUAUGGCCUGUUUAAUCUUUAUUCUGUGAUCGGAAUUGAUGUGUUUUUUAUCUCAGUGUCCUAUACUCAGAUCCUCCGGGCCAUCUUCCGCCUGCCUACAAAGGAUGCCCGGUUCAAAACUUUUGGAACCUGCAUCUCUCAUCUUUGUGCUAUCUCAACUUUGUGCAUCCCAGAUUUAUUCUCCUCUCUCAUGCACCGGUUUGGCCAGAAUACGCCACUUCAGUUCUUCGUUCUCAUUGCCAGUGUAUACUAUCUGGUACCCCCUGUGCUACAUCCAAUCAUUUACAGGGUGAGGACCAAGCAGAUCCGGGACAGGCUGCUCCACCUCUUUACUAAUAAAAAGACCUAA
Mauremys mutica (yellowpond turtle) is the source of this 1071-nucleotide messenger RNA. RefSeq names its product olfactory receptor 52E4-like. Gene Ontology annotation, biological process: G protein-coupled receptor signaling pathway. Gene Ontology annotation, cellular component: membrane. The transcript is spliced from 3 exons. The coding region runs from base 1 to 1071 and encodes 356 amino acids. NCBI's taxonomy places the organism in Eukaryota, Metazoa, Chordata, Testudines, Geoemydidae. The record is from RefSeq and is a predicted model, not a curated record. Gene Ontology annotation, molecular function: olfactory receptor activity.